Molecule: messenger RNA, 1890 nt
Organism: Mesorhabditis belari
Lineage: Eukaryota; Metazoa; Nematoda; Chromadorea; Rhabditida; Rhabditidae
Source: the annotation of a GenBank genome assembly
AUGGGUGGCGGGGCACGGGGAGGAGGUGGUUGUGGAUGCUCAAGUAGUAGCAGUGCUCCAUCACCGUCGUGUGGAGGCUCAAAUGGAGGCUCGAGUGGUGGGUAUGCAGUGCCGCCACCUCCACCACCUCCACCACUCCCAUCACCCACCUCGUACGCUGGUGUCCCGCCAGCCGACUACAAAUCAGUGCCAGCACAAGGAAACUAUUUAAAUAGACCACCUGAGCCUGGCUCCUAUGUGGCUCACGAUUUCUCCUCACCCAUCCAACAGAUCACUCACCAAAUCGUUCAGAACAUACCGGCGAGUAAACCUUUCCCCCCGCCACCUCCAUUCUCCCCACCAACGAUCGCGUCAAAUACCGGCCAAUAUCAACAACCGCAACAGCCACCUCCAUUUCAACCACCUCAACCACCCCAACCACCCCAACCUCCUCCGCAAAUCCACGAAACGAUUCACUACCCGGCUCAGCAACCCGUAAAAACUUUCCAAACACCGGCUCAAGUAAUGCCCUCUGGCUACGAUCAGGAGGAAAAUGAUGAGCUAGAGGAGGUGAUCAAUGCAGUGGAUAAAGGAUAUCAAAUGGGCUCAUCCCAGCCUCAUCUCCAACCCCCACCCCGCACACCGUCACCCCCAACAGCAUCCACUGGCUACUAUUCAUCAGUGCGCAACUCAGUGCCUCGGGAACAACGUAUUAAAUCGUACAAGGCCUCUGUGCAGGUAAAAACUUCUCACUAUCAUAUGCCUGUGGAGCAGGGAGCUGAUUUGGCUGAGUAUGAAGAACCAGAUGAGGCAGUUGAGGCAGUUGAGUUAAUCAAUGAACCUCAAGAGAAACCUGUGAAGCAAAUUUUCUCACAAGCUGGAUAUGAUGAAGAACCCGAUGUGGCUGUGAAAAUGGAGCUGGUAAAAGAGCAAGAGGCGAUCGAUCAAUCAAUGAACCAUCUCGAUCAAAUGCGUGAAAGCGAUUACGAUCUGGAGGAAGAGCUCUCAAAGUAUGAGACAUCACCUCGUAUUCUUCCACAUAAACCUUUCCCCACUCCUCCAUCAGUUUCCCGAUCUUUUUCAUCAUCAAUCAAUCCUCCUCUUCCCAGUAUUCUUCCUCAUCCAAUUCUACGAAAAUUCGAAAAAGUAGAUAUCUACACUGGCCCCAUUGAGACAACAACCAUCUCAAUCAGUACAACCAUCACAACCACCGUUGUACCCCCAUGGAAACCAACAGGCUCCAGAACCACCGAAUCCGUCACCCCACCGCCAAUUCUCGUCGACCCAUUCGUGAAGCACUCGUUUACUGAUAGCUCUACUCUUUCCACUAAAGCAACAAUGAAUGAAGAACCAUCAACAGUAGUCAUCGAACCGUCUACUAUAGCUACCGUACACCAACCAGACCUAACAAAACCUGAGUAUGAUCAACAAUCGUUACUACCUACUGUAGGUAUUGUGCCACCGCUGGACCCAAAUAAACCAGAAUAUGACCCGUAUCAACCGUUUAAUCCAACGAAUUUCGACGCAGAAACAGGGGAUUCAGGAUUCGAUGUAAACUUUCCGCCACAAUCCUUUGAACAUUCGGAAUUGGAGGAAUUCGCAGCGGUGACUUCAAAAGCUUUCGAGCCAUCACAUCCCGGGUUUGGGCCUCGAGAUUAUCCUUUAUAUCCGAACGAUUUUUCUAAAAAUGAUCUUGGAUAUAAGUUUUUGAAAGAUUCAGUGACGAAAAAACCAGAAAAUGAUGAGGAAACGAAUCUCACGUAUCGAGAAGCAUUGAUAAAGAAAUUCUCGAAAAAUUUAGGAAAAAAACGAAACUCAAGAAUGUACAAAUAUACCCCACCGAAAGUGAAUCUUCGAGAGAAAAAGUGGAAAGGAAAAGGCACAUUGAAGAGGUUUAUGGAGGAGAAAUUC